Molecule: messenger RNA, 1164 nt
Organism: Nerophis ophidion (straightnose pipefish)
Lineage: Eukaryota; Metazoa; Chordata; Actinopteri; Syngnathiformes; Syngnathidae
Product: rho-related GTP-binding protein RhoU-like
Exons: 4
Coding region: 157-1011 (284 amino acids)
Biological process (GO): small GTPase-mediated signal transduction
Molecular function (GO): GTP binding; GTPase activity
Source: RefSeq, a predicted model, not a curated record
GGUGGUCAGAGGUCAAGGCAGACGUCAGUGAGAUCUUCCACCUUCACUUAGAGGAGCUUUGCAGCGCGCAAUAAUCUUCUUAUCGCGGCCGCGCACAGCACCUGUUGUCCCCGCAAAGACGCUCUCAUUCCCCCGCCGUCUUCGUCCUCUGCAGCCAUGCUCCCCCCGGACGUCGGAGGAGGACACACGCCCCGCCGCCGCGCCUCGGAGCCCGCCGCCGUCUCCUUGUCGCCGCCUCGCCGCCACAGGAGCCGCGACUUCCCGCUGGCCCUGAAGCGGCGCCGCUCGGGCCCCGCCCCGGAGCGCCGGGUCAACUGCGUGCUGGUCGGGGACGGCGCGGUGGGCAAAACCAGUCUGGUGGUCAGCUACACCACCAACGGAUACCCCGCCGUCUACGUGCCCACCGCCUUCGACAACUUCACCGUGGUGGUGGCGGUGGACGGGACGCCGGUCAGGCUGCAACUUUGCGACACGGCUGGACAGAAAUGGGGAGUUGAUGAUGGAGCGAUCAAUGACGAGCUGGAUCGUCUCCGUCCUCUCUGCUACAAAAACGCCGACGUCUUCCUGCUGUGCUACAGCGUGGUCCGACCCGAUUCCUUCCGCAACCUGACCCACAGGUGGGUGCCCGAGAUCCGCCAGCACUGUCCCGGCGCGCCGCUGGUCCUCGUGGGGACCCAGCUGGACCUGCGGGAGGACGUCCAGGUGCUCAUACAACUGGCCCAGAACCGGGAGCGGCCGGUGGACUCGGAGGAAGGCCGGCAGCUGGCCCAGGAGCUGGGCGCCGCGGGCUUUGCCGAGUGCUCGGCCCUGACCCAGAAGAACCUCAAGGAGGCGUUCGACUCAGCCAUUUUUGCCAGCGUCCGUCAGACACAAGACGGCGGCGACGUGCGGCCGCAGAAACUCACCUUGAAGAGGAAGACCCCAGACAAGAUCAAGAAGCUGUCAGAGACUUGGUGGAGGAAGAUCCGAUGUCUGGUCGGAGAACACAACUGUGAUCAGCUGACUGCUUGACCCGCUCAUGUGUCUUUUCCACACACGACUCGGAUUGGCCGACCUGGUCUUAGCACUAGUGAUCAAGGCACCACCUGUUGCUGUGGCAGGCACCUGACGUUUUCAUGUGGACGUGGUUGACUCCUGCCAAAAAUAAAAAGUACAAACCCUAAA